AACAAUUUACAAUAAUCAUCACUGGCGUUAGAGUUGGAUCAAUUACACAUAAACCUUAUUAAAUAAACAUAAUGGCAAUGGAUUCAAUGAGAGAAAAAGCUUUUCAAGAUUAUCGGAAGAAGUUAAUGGAACACAAAGAGGUCGAAUCAAGAUUAAAAGACAUGCGUGAACAAUUAAAAGAUUUAACGAAACAGUACGACAAGAGUGAGAAUGACCUAAAAGCUUUACAAAGUGUCGGACAGAUUGUUGGUGAAGUUCUCAAACAAUUAACAGAAGAAAAAUUCAUUGUAAAGGCUACAAAUGGACCACGUUAUGUAGUGGGCUGCCGUCGUCAAUUGGACAAGAAUAAGCUAAAAGGUGGCACCAGAGUUGCUUUGGAUAUGACCACACUGACAAUCAUGAGGCAUUUACCACGAGAGGUUGAUCCCCUUGUGUACAACAUGAGCCACGAAGAUCCGGGUGAUGUCACAUACUCUGCUAUCGGUGGACUUCAGGAACAGAUCAGACAAUUGAGAGAAGUAAUAGAGCUGCCUCUGAUGAAUCCAGAAUUAUUCGUCCGAGUUGGUAUUACACCACCAAAGGGAUGUUUGCUAUAUGGACCUCCCGGUACCGGUAAAACCUUACUGGCAAGAGCGGUUGCAUCUCAGCUGGAUGCUAAUUUCUUAAAGGUAGUUUCAUCGGCCAUUGUGGACAAGUACAUCGGUGAGUCAGCUCGGCUCAUCCGAGAGAUGUUCAACUACGCCCGCGACCACCAGCCCUGUAUCAUAUUCAUGGACGAGAUUGACGCUAUCGGUGGCAGACGUUUCUCUGAGGGCACAAGCGCUGACCGUGAGAUCCAGCGUACACUAAUGGAGCUUCUAAACCAGAUGGACGGCUUCGACUCCCUCGGUCAGGUCAAGAUCAUCAUGGCCACAAACCGCCCAGACACCCUCGAUCCCGCCCUCCUACGUCCCGGAAGAUUGGACAGGAAGAUUGAGAUUCCUCUGCCAAAUGAACAGGCUCGGCUGGAGAUUCUGAAGAUCCACGCGGCGCCCAUCGCGAAGCACGGAGAGAUGGACUACGAGGCCGUCGUGAAGCUCUCCGACACCUUCAACGGAGCCGACCUGCGCAACGUGUGCACGGAGGCCGGCCUCUUCGCCAUUCGCGCCGAGAGGGAAUACAUUAUACAGGAGGACCUCAUGAAGGCUGUACGAAAGGUGGCCGAUAACAAAAAACUUGAAAGCAAAUUGGAUUACAAGCCGGUGUAAUUGUUUAAUUUCCGAAAAAACACAUAUAUUGUCAUUAAUAUUCAUUUCUUAAUAAAUUUAGUUUAAAUA
Messenger RNA from Vanessa atalanta (red admiral), 1316 nucleotides. It is a transcript of the gene Rpt4, whose product is annotated as 26S proteasome regulatory subunit 10B. Gene Ontology annotation, cellular component: cytosolic proteasome complex; proteasome regulatory particle, base subcomplex. Gene Ontology annotation, biological process: positive regulation of RNA polymerase II transcription preinitiation complex assembly. Gene Ontology annotation, molecular function: ATP hydrolysis activity; ATP binding; proteasome-activating activity. Lineage: Eukaryota; Metazoa; Arthropoda; Insecta; Lepidoptera; Nymphalidae. Bases 72 to 1247 code for a protein of 391 amino acids. The transcript is spliced from 9 exons. The record is from RefSeq and is a predicted model, not a curated record.